UCCAUGGAUUUCGACGACCUCUUGCCACAUGUCGGAGAGUUUGGUCGGUACCAGAAACUGCUCAUCUUCUUCAUCUGCCUGCCAGCGUGCAUCCCGUGUGGCUUCCACGCCUUCAAUCAACUGUUCAUGAGUGCCACACCCCGUCAUUGGUGCCAGGUGCCAGAACUAGAGGCGGCUGGACUCUCCGCUUCGGCAGCCAGAAGCCUCUCUAUACCCAAGGAGGAGGAUGAGUUCAGUCAGUGCACUCAGUACCUGGUGGAAAACUACACUACGGAGAAUCUGGUACCUGACCCCUCCUGGCCCGUGGUGCCUUGCAGGAGCGGCUGGCACUAUAACACCUCGGUCGUCUCCUCCUCCAUCGUCAUUGAUUACGACCUGGUGUGCGACAGAGCUAUCUACCCGACCAUCGGUCUCUCUCUGCUCAACGUUGGAGGAAUUAUUGGCGUCUACGUCUUCGGCACCAUUUCUGACAGGUUGGGAAGGCGAGUGUCCUUCCUGGUGUGCUUGGCGGUAGAACAGGUCUUCGGUCUGGCCACAGCCUUCGCUCCGGACUUUUGGUCGUGGACCGCUUGUCGCUUCCUAGUCGGGCUCACCGUACCUGCCAUCUACCAGAUUCCCUUCAUCAUCUCCUUGGAGUUGGUGGGUCCUAGCUAUCGGAGCUUCGUGACGGUGAUGACCUGUCUCUCCUACGUGGGAGGAAUGCUGCUCCUGACAGUGCUGGCUUACUUCUUCAGGAAUUGGGUGCAUCUUUGCCUCGUCACUUCUCUUCCCUUCUUCACCUACGUCGUCUACUGGUGGUUCUUACCGGAGUCUCCACGCUGGCUCCUCUCUAAGGAACGUCUUGAAGAAGCUAAGAUGAUCCUUGUCAAGAUGGCAAAGGUGAACAAGACGGAGCUCCCUGAUGAGUUCAUGCAGAAGUUGCAGAACCGCAUGUUAGCCCAGCAGGCGCUGAGCACCAGCUCCGCCAGCAAGCAGACCAGCACUGGGUUCUUCAGCAUGUGUUACACACCUAACCUGCGCCUCAAAGCCAUCCUCAUCACUAUAAUCUGGUUCGCCAACGAAACAGUGUACGUGGGACUGAGUUAUUACGGGCCUGCCCUGGGCCACAAUGAGUACCUCUCAUUCUUCCUCUCUAGCGCCGUUGAGGUGCCCUCUUAUCUUCUCUGUUGGAUCGUGAUGGAUCGCUGGGGCCGCCGCUGGAUUCUAGGAGUGGGCAUGAUCAUUGGUGGCAUAUUCUCUGUCUGCACUGUUCUCGUUCCUGAAGUCAAGCUUAUAUGUUGCAUCAGUCAUCCCUGCAACAGAAGUGAACCCCUGCAACAACAGGGAUCCCUGCAACAACAGGGAUCCCUGCAACAACAGGGAUCCCUGGAACACGAAGAAUACUACUCUGUAAAAUCAGGGAUCCCUGCCACACCAGAGAUCCCUGCAACACCAGAGAUCCCUUCAACACCAGAGAUCCUUGCAACACCAGGGAUCCCUGCAACACCAGGGAUCCCUACAACACCAGGGAUCAAUGCAACACCAGGGAUCAAUGUAACACCAGGGAUCAAUGCAACACCAAGGAUCCAUGAAACACCAGGGAUUCCCGCAACACCAGGGAUCCCUGCAACACCAGGAAUCCUCUGUAAAACCAGGGAUCCCUGCAACACCAGUGAUCCCUACAACACCAGCAAUCCCUGCAACACAAGGGAUCCAUGCAACAACCGGUUCCCUACAACACCAGGGAUCCCUGCAACACCAGGAAUCCUCUGUAAAACCUGGGACCCUUGCAACACCAGAUAUCCCUGCAACACCAUGGAUCCCUGCAAAACCAGGGAUCCACUGCAACACUAG
Messenger RNA from Cherax quadricarinatus, 1833 nucleotides. The record is from RefSeq and is a predicted model, not a curated record. Lineage: Eukaryota; Metazoa; Arthropoda; Malacostraca; Decapoda; Parastacidae.